AUGAUACCAUUUUCCCAAGCCAUCGACUGCAACAACUGGUCGAUGCGAUACAAGAAAUUCAUCGAUGGUGUCUGCGUCUGCAAUAGCACUGUAGCCUGCGAUACAUUCCCGAACGACUAUGUGAAGUUGGCAUCGGGCCAGGCCGGGGUAUACCGCACAACGCGAGACGGCGAGCGCUUCCGCUACGAGACAGCCACGUUCGUCGACGGCUCCUCCGCUGACGCCGAUCUGAUCAUCGAUGCGAGCACCACGUAUCAGACCAUCAUCGGCUUUGGUGGCGCCUUCACGGAUGCUGCAGCCAUCAACUUGUACAAGAUGAAUGACAAGAUCCAGAACAUGAUCCUCGACGCGUAUUACUCGGUGGACGGUAUUCAGUACACCACGGGUCGCAUCCCCAUUUCAUCCACCGAUUUCUCCACUAGCGUUUACUCGUACGACGCCACCGUGGACGACUUCGAUAUGAGUGACUUUUCCAUCGCUGUGGACAAGUCAUCGGCUACGCACAAGCUGGAUCUGAUCCACCGUGUGCUGGACACGACAGAGCGCAAUCUCUCUAUCUUCGCGUCAUCCUGGGCCCCGCCAGUGUGGAUGACAAAGGAGAAUACGACGCUCAAUUGCCACAUGAAGGGAAACCCCGGCGAACAGUACUGGAAAGCACUGGCACUCUACUACUCCAAGUUCAUCACUGCGUAUAAGAACGAAGGGAUCAAUAUCUGGGCCAUGACGACGCAGAAUGAACCCGAUGAGCCUCUUGUUAAGCUGAACGCGUGGCAGAGUCUCCGAUUCACAGCAGCGACUGAGCGUGACUUUAUCAAGAAAGACCUUGGCCCGCGAAUGAAAGCCGAUCAUCCCAAUCUGAAGCUCAUACUCAUGGACGACAACAAGAGUCACUUGCUCAACUGGUUGGCAGCUCUUGAAGACAGUGAAGCGGCUCAAUACGUGGCUGGUGUGGGCAUUCACUGGUAUUCCAACGUCGAUUUCCCUCUGGGUAUCGGUGGCAGCUUUAGCGACCUCACUACCUUUCACACCAAGUAUCCAAACGUGUUCAUGAUCGGAACAGAAGCUUGCGAGGGCUACAUUCCCGACUGGGUUGUCACGAGCACCGGUGCAGGAGUGAAACUGGGCGACUUCAACAUCGGUUGGUGGCGAGCACACAACUACGCCAAGGAUAUCAUCAACGAUCUCACCAGCUAUGUGUCUGGAUGGACCGACUGGAACCUCAUACUCGAUACGAACGGAGGACCCAACUGGGCUAAGAACUUCGUCGAUGCGCCGAUCAUCGUGGAUGAAACCAAUGGCAACGAGAUCUACAAGCAGCCCAUGUACUACGUCAUGGGUCACUUCUCCAAGUUUCUGACCCCUGGCUCUGUGCGUCUCAAAUUCACAGCAGCAAGCGGAAGCAAGUCACGACUUAGUGAUGUGGACUGGGCGGCCUUCUUGACUCCCGAAAAUCAGUACGUGGCGAUCAUGUUCAACAAGGGAACAGCGGACAGACUGUGA
Phytophthora infestans T30-4 is the source of this 1500-nucleotide messenger RNA. RefSeq names its product glucosylceramidase, putative. Gene Ontology annotation, biological process: glucosylceramide catabolic process. Gene Ontology annotation, molecular function: glucosylceramidase activity. The record is from RefSeq and is a predicted model, not a curated record. Lineage: Eukaryota; Oomycota; Peronosporomycetes; Peronosporales; Peronosporaceae. The transcript has a single exon. Bases 1 to 1500 code for a protein of 499 amino acids.